Danio rerio (zebrafish) is the source of this 1028-nucleotide messenger RNA. It is a transcript of the gene sv2ba, whose product is annotated as synaptic vesicle glycoprotein 2Ba. The record is from RefSeq and is marked provisional. Lineage: Eukaryota; Metazoa; Chordata; Actinopteri; Cypriniformes; Danionidae. Gene Ontology annotation, molecular function: transmembrane transporter activity. Gene Ontology annotation, biological process: transmembrane transport; chemical synaptic transmission. Gene Ontology annotation, cellular component: synaptic vesicle membrane; membrane.
GUGAUGAAGAACAUGUUGUCAUUGGCUGCACCUGAUGUCAGACUCCAUGGUUUGUUCAUUGCCAUUGUGUGGUUUACUAUGGCCUUCAGUUAUUACGGCCUAGGCACGUGGUUUCCAGACCAGAUCAAGUACCUCCAGUUUGAAGAGUACGAGUCCAACGUCAAGAUCUUCCACCGUGAGAGAGUCGAACGCUUUCAUUUCAACUUCACUCUGCAAAAUCAGCUCCACAAAGAGGGGGAGUAUGUUCACGACAGGUUUAUCAACAUCGAAAUAAGAAAUGUGAAGUUCGAGGAUUCGCUCUUUGAGAAUUGUUAUUUUGAGGACAUCAAAUCAACAGAGACCUUCUUCGAGAACUGCACCCUGAAAAACACAGUCUUCUACAAUACCGACCUGUGGGAAGAUUCCAAGUUCAUUAACUGUAACCUGGAAAACACAACGUUUUUGCACCCCAAAAAAGGCUGCCAUCUCAAUUUCCAGGAGGAAAAUGACAUCCUGAUCUAUCUAGACAGCUUCCUGGGCAGUUUGUCUGUAAUACCAGGCAACAUCUUAGCAGGUCUAUUAAUGGAUAAAAUAGGACGACUUAAAAUUAUAGGAGGAUCCAUGUUAGGCUCUGCCGUCUGCACAUUCUUCCUGCUCCUGUGCUUCAGUCAGUGGGCUGUGGUUCUGUUCCAGUGCCUCUUCUUUGCAGCCGGAGCUGCAGCUUGGAACGGCAUCGAGGUCGUUACAGUGGAGCUCUAUCCAGCCUCAAAAAGAGCCACAGCUUUCGGUGUGCUGAACGGCACAUGCAAACUGGCAGCUAUCAUUAGCAGUUUCAUCUUUGGCAAGUUCAUUGGCAUCACCAAGAUUAUACCUAUAAUCCUGUCCUUCUCAGCGCUGGUCUGCGGAGGGCUCCUAGCAUUCAAGCUACCUGAGACUCGAGAGGUCAUUCUUCAGUGAAAAUAAAAGCCAAACUCUUCAAGGCCUCAGUAUUUUGGUCUAGAUGGACACGGGAUGAUUAGCCUGCUGGACACUGACUGCAAAAAAAAAAA